This is a messenger RNA of Rosa rugosa (rugosa rose), 5965 nucleotides long. RefSeq names its product TMV resistance protein N-like. The record is from RefSeq and is a predicted model, not a curated record. Gene Ontology annotation, molecular function: ADP binding. Bases 115 to 5178 code for a protein of 1687 amino acids. The transcript is spliced from 9 exons. Gene Ontology annotation, biological process: signal transduction; defense response. NCBI's taxonomy places the organism in Eukaryota, Viridiplantae, Streptophyta, Magnoliopsida, Rosales, Rosaceae.
AUAUACAAGCUGGAAUCUGCUUUGGGGUAUUGAUUUCCAUUGAUUGAUUAUGCAGUGUUACUCCCAUUCUUCUAAAAGAAGUCCAAGUUGUUCAUUCUCAUUCUAAGAAGAGUGAUGGGCUUCCCUGUCCGGCUUAUCCUCUUGUCUUCCAUUUGCCCGCUACUUUUUUUCUCUGCUCUGUUUUUCUGUGGCUUUAUCUCUUUAGGGUUGUACCUGUUGUUCUUCUUCUCCACUGUUUCUAUUUGUUGUUGCCUUUUGGCUUUCAAUAUUCGUCAUAAACAGAGACCAGUAACACUACUGAUCCACACUUCUUCAGUUACCACUAAUACAGAUAUAAUUCCUUCUUCUUCUUCUUCUUCGUCGUUUUCUUCUCCACCAUCCGGUAAACUCACGUACGAUGUGUUCCUCAGUUUCAGAGGUACAGAUACCCGCAAAAAUUUCACGGACCAUCUUUAUACUGCUCUCAAACAGAAAGGUAUAUUCACUUUUAGAGACGAUGAAGAACUCGAGAGGGGGGAAUCGAUUGGUCCAAAUCUCUUGAAAGCAAUCGAAGAAUCAAGAUAUGUAAUUGCUGUUUUCUCACGAAACUACGCCGAUUCUGCAUGGUGUUUGGAUGAGAUUGCCAAGAUCGCCGAUUGCAUGAAAGCCAUGGGACAAAAAGUCCUCCCAGUGUUCUACCAUGUUGAUCCAUCUGAGGUACGAAGACAAACAGGGGAUCACUUUGGAAAAGCAUUUGAGAAGCAUCAGAGGCGGUAUAAAGCGGAACCAGACAAAGUAAAGAGGUGGAAAGACGCUCUUUUUCAAGUAGGCAAUCUCUCUGGAUGGCAUCUGCAAGAUGGGUACGAAUCCAAAGUUAUUCAAGAAAUUGUUGAAAAGAUUUUCACCGAGUUAAAUCAAAUAAUCUCAAUAUCUGAGGGUUUAGUUGGCAUGGAUUCUCACCUGAAUGAAAUGCUUUCAUACUUAGACAUUGGGUGUCCGGAUGUUCGUAUCAUAGGGAUUUGUGGGAUGGGUGGUAUCGGUAAGACAACUAUUGCACAAGUGGUUUUUGAAAGGGUACAAGCUCAGUUUGAAGGUUGCAGCUUUCUUGAGAAUGUUAGAGAGGUAAUUGAAAAGCAAGGUGCAGUUCAUUUACAAGAGCAACUUCUUUCGAAUUUGCUGAGAUGUAGUGUAAAUGUACAGAACACUAAAAUGGGAAAAAAUAUAAUGAGGCAGAGACUACGUACUAAAAUGGUUCUUCUCAUUCUUGAUGAUGUGGACCAAGAAGAACAAUUGGAAGCAUUGUGUGAUAGGGAAUCGUUUGGUCCAGGGAGUAGAAUCAUCAUAACUUCUAGAGAUGAACAUUUGCUCAGUGCAGUUGAAGGAGAUAAAGUAUAUAAGGUGAAUCCAUUAACUGAUGCUGAAGCUCUUCAGCUUUUCAGUAUGAAAGCCUUCAAGAAAGACCAGCUGGUUGGAGAAGAAAUUCUGAAGCUAUCCAAAGAAUUUUUAAAAUAUGCUAAUGGCCUUCCACUAGCUAUUAAAGUUUUGGGUUCUUCUGUUAAGGGUAGAAGUGUAGACUUAUGGUUAAGUGCAUUGGAUAGACUUAAAGAAAAUCCUGAAAAAAAAAUUAUUAAUGUUCUCAAAGUUAGUUUUGAUGGAUUAGAACCAAGAGAAAAGAAGAUUUUUUUGGACAUUGCAUGUUUCUUUAAAGGGGAGAGCAUAGAUCGUGUAAGAAGAAUAUUACAAGGUAGUGAUGCCCACUGUCCGGACUUUGAUGUACAAGUUCUCCUGGACAAAUCUAUGGUAACUCUAUUUGGAAAAAGAUUGUGGAUGCAUGAUUUGAUACAACAGUUAGGUUGGGAAGUUGUCCGUCAAGAAUGUCCUGAAGAGCCUGGAAAACGUAGUCGAUUGUGGCUUCCAAAUGAGAUCAUUGAUGUUCUUGAUCAGAAUAAGGCAACCACUGCAGUUCAAAGCAUACUCCUCCAACGUCGAACAAAAGACGAUGUGGUUCACUCAGUUAAUGACUCAUUCUCAAAUAUGGACAGACUAAGAUUGCUCAAAAUCUGGAAUGUGAAGUUUGCUGGAAACAUCAAAUAUCUUUCUAAGAAGUUACAGUUUCUGGAAUGGGACGAAUGUCCUUUAGAUUCUUUCCCGUCAGUCUUUCAACCGGAUAACCUUGUUGAACUUCAGAUGCAUUCAAGCUGCCUCAAACAAUUAUGGAGAGGAAAAAAAGGAUGGAGAAUGCUACGGCUUAUCGAUAUGAGUAGUUCAGAAUACUUGAUGUCGACUCCAGACUUCACUGAGGUUCCAUUUCUUGAGAUAUUGGUGCUUCAAGAUUGUACGAGGUUGGUUGAGGUUCACCCUUCUCUUGGAGUCCUCAAGAAACUUGUCUCUUUAAAUAUGAGAAAUUGCAAGUCAGUUGAGAGCAUUCCACCUUUCAUUAGUUUGGAGUCCCUUAAAACUUUGAAUCUUUCACUCUGUUCAAAACUCAAGAAGUUUCCUGAAAUUGAAGGAAAUAUGAAAAGCUUGCUGGAGCUUCAUUUAGAUGGGACUAGUAUUGAGGAAUUGCCUCUAUCAGUUGAAGGUUUGACUGGUCUGACCACAUUAAAUUUAACAGAUUGUAACAACCUUUUGCGUCUCCCCAGUACCAUUCAGUCCUUGACAUCUUUGAAAAGUCUCAUUCUAACAGGUUGUUCAAAACUUGAUGAGAUAACUGAGAAUCUGAAUCAUGUGGAAUGGCUGGAGAAGCUUAAUAUAGGCGGAACUGCAAUAAGAGAUUUAUCGUUCCUUGUAGGUAUGAAGAAUUUGAAUGGUCUAUACUGCCGAGGAUGUAAAGGUCUAGCUUUAGGAUCGUGGAAUGGUCAUUCUGAAAGUUUGUUGUUUCCUGCACUAUUAUCCAGUUUGACUUCUUUGGUAGAGCUAGAUUUAAGGGAUUGCAAUCUGAUGGAUGGAGCCAUUCCCAAUGAUCUUAGCAGCUUAAUCUCUUUAAGAGAAUUAGGUUUAGGUGGUAAUAGUUUUGUUCGAUUACCUGAAAGUAUCUCUCAACUCUCAAAGCUCGAGAAAUUAGAGUUGAGCAAUUGUAAACAGCUUCAGUUGGUGCCCAAGCUUCCAUCAAGUGCUCGACUGGUGCUUGCAGAAGAUUGUACUUCACUGAUAGAUUUCCCAAAUCAAAUCAAAUUAUUGCCUUCAAUUGAGUCUGGGAUGACUACUAUCAAUUCACUCAGUUCUGCAAGUAGUUCAGCACUUAGAGACUCACAUGGUUUCAGUACGUGGAAAUCUUCAGCAAAUGCCAAACCUUCUGAGGUGCUUUUGACACAUGAGCAUACAGAGUGGAAACGAGUUGAUCAAGUGUCACUGCCACUUCCAAUGCUUAUGAAAGACAUUGAACUUUCUGAUCCAUCAUCAAAACCCAGUGAUAUCAUUUAUUUUGAUAAUGAAAUUCCAGAGUGGUUCAGCACUAUAUCUACCAGCAAUCCUAUAUCUAUCUCUAUACCUCCAGAUCUGACAGAUGAUGACAAGUGGAAGGGGGUUGCAAUGUGUGCUGUUUUUGCAGUCAAGGGACAUACUGUUCUCUCUGUUAUUGAAUCGGAUUUAGAACUUUCAAACUACUUCUAUCAGUGCACAAUGGAAACAGAUGUUUUUCGUAUGAAACCAUUCAUCUUUGACGGGGAAGAAAUCCGCCACCUUCGAUCAAGUUCUCAUCUGGUUUUGAUUUCCUAUGUAGCUAGAUGGCAGUUUCCAAAGUGGGAGUUAAAUCAAUCAACCAUGGUGGCGGCUAAAUUUGAAACCAACAAUCCAUUCAUGGAGGUCCAGAAGUGUGGGAUUCGUCUAGUUUAUGAGCAAGAUGCUGGAUGGUAUACCAAACUAUUCCCUGGGGUUAAUGCGAUUUGUCUAAAUGAAGUGAUGGAUGCUAUACUGAAAACUGGCUGGCUUAGUCAAGUGGAUCAAUAUUUGAAAUGGGAGAAAAUUAUUCCCCCCAUCGAAGAAGACUCCAGUACAGUUCUGCUAAGGAAGAACAUCGAGUCUGUUCUUCCUCGAUACCUUGAGGCAUUGAACCAUUAUCCUGCAACAUACAAAUUUAACCUCAGAGGAAGCCCAGCGUGGUUUGAGUCAUUUCUCACUGAUACAAGGUCAGGGUCGACUCUAGUGUCAAUUAAGCUGCCUCAAAAUCUACACAAGAGUAAGAAGUGGAUGGCAUUUGCAAUAUGCGCAUCAAUUGCAGAGGAACAGCAAGAGGACUAUCAUGUUUAUUUUAAACUCAAAACGGGUGAAUACAAUGAGGAUCUGUCCCGAGAACUUGAGUACAUUGUGGCAAUGUCGUCACAAGCAAAUCGUUAUCAACUUUUGGUUGUGUACAUACCGCGGGCAUUGAUUCCCGAAGUCUUGCUCACUCGGACAUCAACAACUGAAAUGCACAUUUCCUUCAGAGUCGAUACUCCUGGUGCAGAAGUUCAAAGAAGUUGCGGCCGUAUUGUUUACCAGGAAGAUUUAGAAGGGUUUGUUGAAACAAUCGUCCGGUGCAUGCAAAGAGAAGAUAGUCUUGAACGUUAUUAUAAAUGGGUGGUAGAAGAUUGGAUAGACUUGAUAGGAUUGCAAGGGGGUCAUUUAUGUACUCCAAACAAAUGCAAUUCCAUAACAGGACGGGAAAGGAAGUUUGAAUUGCUCUCUCAGAAAUAUAGAAAUCGGGACUGGGCUAUGUCUCCUCCUUAUAUUUGCGUCUUCUUUGGAGCUGAAAUUUCCAAGUGGAAUUGGUUCAUGCACUUCAAUGAGGGAAACACUGCAAAAAUCCAACUGCCUCCUAAUUUGUUCUAUGAUGCUAAUUGGAUGGGGAUUGCUGUAUGUGGUUUAUGUUGGGCGUCCCACGAAGAUUCAAACAUUAUACCAAACAGUAGUCCUGACACAGAGUAUAAUGUACUCAAUUUGUGUCUGGACUCUGAUGUCGGUUCGGACGGCUUAUUUGAUGUCAAAUUACAGAAACUUUUUGGGAAACUCAAGCCAUGGGAAUUUGAAACCGAUAUCACAUUUUUCUUCUAUAUACCUCGUGUUAAAUAUUUAAAGUUUUGGAGACAAUUCAACCUUGCCAGGGUUACUUUUUCAUCUUCUAGCCCAUGCUUAAGAGUCUAUAGCUGUGCCCUUCGUCUAGUAUUUAAGGAGGAUGUUGAAGAUCUCGUUCGGACACUGACACUCUCCGAAAUACCGUGAACGUGCCACGUACCAUCUGAUACUCAUAAUAGAGGAUCUGUUGCAACCUAAGUACCGAUAUUUCAUCAGGAGAAGGAUUUAAUUCCUUUUCUUUCGGACCUGUCAAUGAGCAAACAAGAGUGUUGUGUUAUUAAACAGGGGGUGCAUAUUCAAUAUCAUCACAGAUAUCAGCUACACAUGUAAAGCCAGAGUAGAAUGCAUAUCAUAGAUUUUGCUGGACGCUAUAGCAAAGUAGCAUAUGGAAGUAUCAAAAAGGUUUAUUCUUGACUAUCCCAGCUUUGGACCUGGUGAAGUGGUGAUCAUAUGGUGUGUUUUUGCAUUAGCAGAAUGAUGUGAUAACACAGGUUGAACAUUCUGCACAUUUGCGGUGUAUUCUAUAGUCGCGUGAACCCUAGUUGAGCUUGAGUCUUGUUGGAUAGGUAUUAGGUAAAAAUGGCCACCGAUUGUCCAGGAGUACGGACAAGUAACUCAGUAUUAAUUGUCACAUUGAGGAGCAGAAGCAGGUGAUGCAGUAGAACCUGUUGCAGACUGAGAAUGGAUAUGAAGAGAAGUGGAACCUGUCACAUUGUGUUUGUGUUAUCAUGAAUUUGUGGAGUAGUAGAUAUGGAUUGCGCAAGUAGUGGCAAGAGAAUUCAGAGGGACAUUAGAUGUAUGUAACUGAACUACAGAGGUAUCUAUGCAAAUACUCGACUGUUCCUUGAAACGGAAGACGGUCCUCUUUUUUUCACCUCCUAUUAAUGAAUUUCUUCGUUGAUAUAAAUCAUGAUUUGGUGGUAUCAUCUGCUUA